Messenger RNA from Colossoma macropomum (tambaqui), 1633 nucleotides. It is a transcript of the gene camkvb, whose product is annotated as CaM kinase-like vesicle-associated b. Gene Ontology annotation, biological process: peptidyl-serine phosphorylation. The transcript has 11 exons. NCBI's taxonomy places the organism in Eukaryota, Metazoa, Chordata, Actinopteri, Characiformes, Serrasalmidae. The record is from RefSeq and is a predicted model, not a curated record. The coding region runs from base 157 to 1488 and encodes 443 amino acids. Gene Ontology annotation, molecular function: calmodulin binding; calcium/calmodulin-dependent protein kinase activity; ATP binding. Gene Ontology annotation, cellular component: intracellular anatomical structure.
GCGAGCAACAGCGGGAUUAGGCAGCGCAUCUGCACCGAGACUUACCGCCCGAACUCCAGCAGAGCCGAGCUGAGCACCCAGCCGUCCGCGCGGAGCCCUGGAGGACUUUGGGGGACAGCAGAAGCUCCACAGACCGCUCAGCGACCGCAGAAGAGGAUGCCGUUUGGCUGUUUAACUCUGGGGGAGAAGAAGGACUAUAACAGUCCUACAGAGAUCACAGACAGAUAUGACCUGGGACAGAUCGUUAAAUCGGAAGAGUUCUGCGAGAUCUUCCGAGCGAAGGACAAGACCACAUCGAAAAUGUACACCUGCAAAAAGUUCCUGAAGAAGGAUGGGAGGAAAGUGCGGAAGGCUGCGAAAAAUGAGAUUUUCAUUCUGAAGAUGGUCAAACACCCCAACAUCCUCCAGCUGGUGGACGUUUACGAGACCAGAAAAGAGUACUUCCUCUUCCUUGAACUUGCUACAGGGAGAGAGGUGUUUGACUGGAUUCUGGACCAGGGCUACUACUCAGAGAAGGACACCAGCAAUGUGAUCCGACAGGUGAUGGAGGCAGUGGCGUAUCUGCACUCCCUCAACAUCGUCCACCGCAACCUGAAGUUGGAGAAUCUGGUGUAUUACAACCGCCUGAAGCACUCCAAAAUAGUCAUCAGUGACUUCCAUCUGGCCAAGCUUGAGAAUGGACUCAUUAAAGAGCCUUGUGGAACUCCAGAGUAUCUGGCUCCAGAAGUUGUUGGUAGACAGAGAUACGGCCGUCCUGUGGACUGCUGGGCGAUCGGAGUGAUCAUGUACAUACUACUUUCUGGGAACCCACCGUUCUAUGAUGAGGCGGAUGAUGAUGAUUACGAAAACCAUGACAAGAACCUGUUUCGCAAAAUUCUGGCAGGAGACUAUGAGUUUGAUUCACCGUACUGGGACGAUAUCUCAGACUCAGCCAAAAGUUUAGUGUCCCGCCUCAUGGAAGUUGACCAAGAUCAGAGGCUUACAGCGCAGGAGGCCAUCAACCACGAAUGGAUAUCUGGAAACGCCGCCUCAGAUAAGAACAUCAAGGAAAACGUGUGCGCACAGAUAGAGAAGAAUUUUGCAAAAGCGAAGUGGAAGAAAGCUGUGCGAGUCACGACCAUCAUGAAGAGGCUGCGAGCUCCCGAGCACCAGCACACCGACCCAGCGGCUGCGGCCGGUGCAGGAGCCCCAAACCCUGCGGGAGGAUCCCAGGAAAAUCCCCAGGCUCCAACUGAGGCCUCCACAGCUCCUGCCAAUGCUACAGCACCAGAAAACAACACCGCUGGUUCAGCGCCCCCUGCUGCUCCGGAGGCCGCUAGUGCAGAAGCUCAAGCAGCAGCAGCAGCUACACCACACCCACCAGCCGAGCCAGCUCAGCCUGGUUUAGCCGCUGAACAGGCCGAAGCUAAUUCUUCAUCACGGUGCAACGGUGAGGCUCCUGCUAACCCACCAUUAGCCACACAUACCGGAGAUGAACAGAAUGGUUAAACUCUGUCUCUCGGUCGGCCCGUCCCCAUGUCCCCACGUCCCCUCGUUUAACCUUCAGCUUUGUAAAUUAGCUGCUAGCAUGGUCACCCUGAACCUGCUUCGCUCUUAUGCUAACAUUAGCAUCGCCAGCGUUGUCGCACAGAGC